This is a messenger RNA of Rotaria socialis, 954 nucleotides long. NCBI's taxonomy places the organism in Eukaryota, Metazoa, Rotifera, Eurotatoria, Philodinida, Philodinidae. The record is from the annotation of a GenBank genome assembly.
AUGGGCCUUUGCAAAUGUCCUCAACGCAAAGUGUCCACUUUAUUUUGUUUUAAACAUCAUGUUAACGUUUGCGAAUCAUGUCUUGUUAAUGAACAUGCUCAAUGUAUUGUACGCUCAUAUGUAUCUUGGUUACAAGAUAAUGAUUUUAAUCCAAACUGUUCUUUAUGCAAUCGAUCAUUAAGUGAAACUGAUGAAGAAACCAUACGUCUUGUUUGUUAUGAUUUAUUUCAUUGGUCAUGUCUUAAUGAAUAUUUUCGUUCAUUUCCAAAUCAUACAGCACCUGAUGGAUAUACAUGUCCAACAUGUCAUACAUGCGUUUUUCCACGUGCAAAUCUUGUUUCACCGGUGGCUGAUCAUUUACGAGCAAAAUUAUCGACAGUUGAUUGGGCAAAUCGAUUGCCAAUGUUGUCAUUGAACGAUUCAAAUUUAAAUCAAGAUAAACAACCAUUAUUAACAGAAACUGAAAAUAAUGGUUAUGUUAUUGUUAAUCCUAAAGUUAGUGGUACAAGCGGAGGAACAAGUGGAUUAUCACAUCAUCCACAUCGUUCAACUGAUAUGCCACCAGGAACAACAAUACUAACAACAAGACCAUCCAAUAUGGAUUCAGAAGACGAAGAUAAAUAUAAACGUCGUAGUAUUUUUACAUGGUUUGCUCGAUGGUUACGUUCUCGACAGCCAACUAAUCGAAAAGGUGGUCUAUUAACCAAUAAUCGAACGCAAAUGUCUCGUACUCGUUUUACAAUCUAUAUGAUAUUAAUCAUUUUAUUUGUUUUUGUUACAAUUAUAACAGUUUUAUAUCAUUUAACACGUGGUGAUGAUAAUGAACAUUUAGAUCGUAUCAAUGAUCCACAAUUUAAUCCAUUGAAUAAUCCAUUCAUUCGUGUUGGAAAUCGUUUAUUAAAAAAUCCUUUAAAAGAUUCCGAUGCAAUAAUCAAUAAAGAUCAAUCACAGUGA